AUGCAGAGGAGAGCUUUAUGCUACGGGUUACUUGCCCUCCUGCUUCCCCUGACCUUCGCACAGGACGACUCAUGCCCCGCUGCAGGUACUGUUACAAUUGAGAAGACUGUUCAAGGCGAUGCCGCAACUGUGACAGUGGAGAAGUCCGUACAGGACGCCGCAGCGACUGUCACAGUAGAAAGAACUGUACAAGGCGAGGAAGGAACCGUGACGGUAGAGAAGACCGUGCAAGGCGACGGAGAAACGGUUACUGUGACCGUCACAGCCGCUGGAAGUGAGAAAACGGUCCAGGGCGAAGGCUCUACUGUAACUGUAACGGGAGCUGCGAGCGAGAAGACGGUGACAGUUACUGUGGCUGGUAGUGAUGGCCAGGGGACCAUCUACGUGACCCAAACUAUCGAUUCCGGCAACGAUGGUAACGACGAGCCAGGGACAGUGACUGUCACGCACACCCAAACGGUCACCUCUGGAGACGUGGCUUCUAAUGCCGACAAUACCCAGUAUAUCACCGUCACUGCAGCCGACGACAGUGGAAAGGGCACUGCGGGCGAGACCAGGACCGAGACCGAGACCGUCACGCUUCAGCCUGAGGAUGACGGUUUUAUGGCAAUUCAGACAUGUCCAGAAACUACAGGUUACCCCGUCGAUUGUCCCGACUGUUCAGACCACACGACAACCAUCACGUCCACGACGACGUGCUGGGAAACCACCACAAUCAAGGAAACAGCGCCACCCACCACCAUAACGAAACCGCCUGUAACCACCACGGUGACAGACACUGUUACCGAAGUCGACACUGUCACCUGCUACGUGACUAUAAUCAAGGAAAUUUAUAUCAGCGUGACGGACACGAGUACAGUUAUCAGUACAGCGAUAUCGACUACCACCGAUGUGACAACUAGUGUUGAAACAACUGUAGCAACCACUGUCGAAACGUCAAUUUUGACGUCUCUCAUCACCGAUACAUCCACCGUCACCAGCACAACGACGUUUGAGACGACGAUCACGACCACCAUCCAGGGCGAGAAGACGACUGUUAUCAGUACCAUCACGGAAGAAGUCACGGACGUAGUCACAUCAGUUCAUACAACGACUCUUCCGACGACCGUACCAACGACUAUCCCUACAACUGUUGUUUCAACGGUGCAAACAACCAUUGAAGUACCCACAACCAUUAUUUCAACAAUUGAGAUACCCACUACGAUCGAUGGUGAACCUACAACAGUGAUUUCUGAAGUCACGGUAGCCACUACAGUUCUCUCAACGAUUCCUACCACCGUGCCCACGACCGUUAUCUCUACUACUCAAAUUACUGUCGAUCGCCCCACAACGAUCACAUCAACCAUCGAGGUCCCGACAACAAUCGAAGGACAGCCAACAACAGUGACUAGCCGAAUCACGGAAGUUAGUACCGUUGUGGACACUGUGACCGAGUUCAGCGUUAUCGAGGUUCCGACUACGGUCGUUUCAACUCUCGAGAUACCAACUACCAUCUCAGGCCAACCUACCACAAUCAUCAGUGAGAUCACGCAGGUCAGCACAGUGCUCGAGACUGUUGUAUCUGGUACAACACUUUUCCAGACCCAGACAGCCACACAGACAGCUACACAGACAUUGACGCAAGUUCAGGUUACGACAAUCGCUCCCAGCCUGAGUGGUACGCUUGUAACUGUGACAAACACGCUGGUGGAUAUCAUAGUGAGCGUCAGCGGCUCGGUCUCUACUGUAACCCAGCCUGGCUCAACUGAGGUGAUCGUCUCGAUCUUGCCGGCUAGCACAACCACUCUUACCGAGCUCGUCGUUUGCGAGUCACGUACGAUCAACCCUACAUUUACUCCAGCCCAGCCAGUUCCCAGCGACUGGACCUGGGGCUGUCCUCCCGGAAAGUUAUGCAAGCCCAAGCAAAUUGGGUGUAAUUUCGAGCGGAGUCUCCCAGCCGAUACAUACUUCUGCGCGCCAGAGGAGUGUGUCGUGCCGCCUCAUGUACCAGAUGUCGAAAACCCUGCCGGGCCAUGGAACAACUACACGUGUGGCGUUCUGUACGAUCCGAUCGAGCCCUAUUUCAAUUUCGACCCUGAGCUCUUUGGCCUCAACUUUGGCAUAUUCAACGCGUCCGGUGGUCAGCAGCCCACGCCGUGCCCAGCCAACGAAACUUCAUACACCCCGACGAAGCCUACAAGCCAGCCUCAUCACUACGGUGCCAAGAUUCUGGAGUUCCUUAAUCCGGCGCACGUCUUUCCUACAGCCACGAAUAAGAAACGGGAUGCUUAUCCUGAGAUCACCGCGCCCGCUCUCUUAGAUAAACGCCAGGAUUCGCAGAAUCUAGUUCCAGCAAUCUGCUAUGAUCCCUGCAACCUAUGCGGCUACGCUGCUCAGGAGACUGGCAAAGUAUACGACAGACUUUGCCCGCCCCAAAGCAACUUCCCUCGAUACCUGGACUCUUGCAGGACCUGCAUUGAGAACAACAAGGAAGAUGAGCCCAUCGGCGUUCCUCCUCUUCUCAACAGUCUCACUCAGUGGAUGAACUAUUGCGACGAUGGACCAACGUCGACAUCUGCAUCCUCUUCAGCCGCCACGGGGGCCGCUCUGGUGACCAGCACAACGGCUGCCAGUCGCAGCACCUCGAACGCGGACUCUAGCGACUCAUCCACUGCUGCUACGCAGCCAGGCUCGGUUUCUGACUCCGCAGCCAGUUCGACAUCGGGAUCUAGUACCAAUGUUGCUGGUGCUUCGGCUUCGACAUCAACUUCCGGUAGCAGCAGGGAGAGCAGUGGUAGCAGUGACAGUACGAUAUCGAGAACGGCCAGCGCUUCAGCCUCCGGUUCGGCUUCCGGAUCAACUUCUGGCAGUGGUACCACCGUCUCCGGUACGUCUACCGUCGGUGAGGAAGCGUCUACAACUGCCGGAGAGUCAGGUGGAUCGUCUUCGACAUCUGGCAGCCCAGUCGCUUCAGACUUCGAGAGUGGCGCCUCGAUGACGCAGUCGCCAAUCGUGAAAGCCCUACUCGCGCUGUUUUCUGCGAUGACAGUUCUGGUUCUGUAA
Cyphellophora europaea CBS 101466 is the source of this 3042-nucleotide messenger RNA. RefSeq lists its product as uncharacterized. The record is from RefSeq and is a predicted model, not a curated record. Lineage: Eukaryota; Fungi; Ascomycota; Eurotiomycetes; Chaetothyriales; Cyphellophoraceae. Bases 1 to 3042 code for a protein of 1013 amino acids. The transcript is spliced from 3 exons.